Molecule: messenger RNA, 4412 nt
Organism: Phaedon cochleariae (mustard beetle)
Lineage: Eukaryota; Metazoa; Arthropoda; Insecta; Coleoptera; Chrysomelidae
Source: the annotation of a GenBank genome assembly
UCUCUUUCUGCCUUGUGGUGAAUUUGAAAUUUGAAACUUUUUGAGAGACGAUCACGAUUCGAUCGAGAAAAAUUGAGGUUAUGUCAUAUGGUGAGGAAGGAAAGUUGAAGUUGAUCCGGUUCCGCGCCGAAUUUGUGGGCAUAGAAAACCCUCUGAUGACUCGGGAUAUAAAAAGUGAUCUUUUUUGUAUAUAAUGGAUGAUUCCAUGAUGAAUCAUGCAAUGGAAGGCCUAUCUCUUUUAGUAUCUUCACUAGCACUGUGUUUGUUGAUUUUCGUAGUGAUACUGAACCUGUACUUCAUAAAGCAGAAUGGUUUUCACGUGAGUGUCAACUGCUGGUUCUGCAAUGCUUGGACUAAAGUUUUAUAUUCAAAUCGGAAUAGCUUUGAGUGUCCCACUUGCCAGCAGUAUAAUGGAUUUGACAAGGAUGGAGGCUAUAACAGAGUAAUAGAAGCACAACACUCCCUCAGUAAACUUACUAGUAUGACUAUCAAAAAGAAUGAACCCUAUACCAAUGGGUUAUGCAAUUAUUGUAAUAACAACCAGCAGUUGAAAGUUUAUCAACUAGCCAAUUUCACUCCCAUCAAUGAUAAUAAUUAUGAUAUGGAAGUGGAACAUUUUCAGGAACAAUUGGAAAAGUCUUAUAAACUGUGUAAGAAGUGUGAAAAAGUUGUCAAGACAUCAAUAGACAAUAAAAAUGCAUGGAUUUUUGGAAACAAUUUGAAGAAUCUGAAAAAUAAGGGCAUUUCAUUAAUAGACCUGACAAAAUCUAAUGGCCUAACAAGGGAAUUAAAGCAGUCUUUUUGCCUCAAAAUAAUCAGAUAUACACUAAUUGUGUUCACUGUUUUGAUACUCUGCCAAAUAUUGAAUGUUAAGAUAGAUUUUCCUAUACCAAAUAUAAAAAUCAUGGUACCCAAAAUACUUGGAAGCUACAAAAUUAUUCUUACAGAAGUUUGGUUCAAUGCAACAAAACAAUUUGAAGAAAAAAUGAACAAUUUAAAUUCUUUUAUGCCAGUGGAUAUCAGAAAUAAAUUAGUUCCUAUUACUUCCAUUGGAUGUCUCCUAAAUUUUGUGUUGCUAAUCUGUGACAAAAAGUCAGUAUGGUGGAAAAUUAAUGAUUCACUUGGUUGGUUAGUGCUAGUUUUGUCAUCUACCAUGCCUUUGGAUUCAGACUCCUCUGUGUUCAUCAAUAUUUUACAGGUUCUUUCAUCUCUAAGCCUUUUCUAUAGCUACAUCUCCCAUGAACCUCAAAAGAAAGUGAAGAAAUCUAGAAAAAAGUGCCAGUUUGUGAAAGUGAAGAAAUCUAUUGAAGACAGUUCUGAGGAAGAAAUAGAAGAUGUUCAAAAUAGUUUGAGCUGCUUAGAUUCCUGUAAAUCAACAUACCAGGAUUUUAAUACCUCUCACUGCCAAUCAUAUCCAGCAAUGUCACCUUUUAGGUGCUACCAGAAUGAUGUAGGACAUAACCAAAGCUUUUCCACUGCCAAAAGUAACAGCACUGCCCCCUUUUUCAACAGUUCACAUGGUAUAUCUAACAAUAGCUUACACAGUGAUUUGAAUAUCAGUAUGGAUAAUCUGAAUUUGAAUAGUAUGAAUAGUAUGAAUCUCAUACCCCCACCUUGUAGUUCUCCUGUUUUUUCUGUGAGUUCUCCUAGGAGGCCUGUUUUGUCCCCACCCAGGUUGAAAAAUAUCACCCAAAAUCCUUGGACUGCUGGUGGCUUCUGGAAAAAUGAUUCUCAAGUGCUUUCAGCCAAUGUACACCCAACAAAUCUCAGUCGAUCCUCAAGUCAGAGCUCUGGCUUUGUUUCUAGUAAUUUCAAUUCUCUUCCUGCAUCCAGAGAACACUCUUUAGGUGGGGAUGUGGAAAGGACUUCUGUGCUAUCAGAGCCUGCAUACCAUUUUUUGCCUAUCAAUUCUAAUGCUAGUCAAUUGACCAGUGAACAACUUUAUUACAAGACUGACAACAAUACAUUUUACCCUGUAUUGGGCCAAAACAAUAUGCUGUUUAUCCAAAAUGGUGUGCCGCAGCAGAGCAGUUUUGGUAAUCAGUCCCUCAGGAGUUUCAGUACUGGGGUAGGGUCUCCUUUAUUAUGUCCUCCUGAUAGACCUGUUAGUGCUUUAUUCAGGAAUUUGCAAGGGAAAUUUUCAGAUUCUCAUAGUUUUAGAAAACCUCAUUCUAUUUCAGGGUAGGAGUUUUCAGAGAAUAUCAAAUGUCACCAGCAGGGUGAUUGUUGAAGUCAGAUUCUAAAUGAAAAAUGACUCAUUCUUUUCAAUAUAUUAUUAAUGAUCCAUGGUUUCUUAACUUCAGAAAUCAAUAGACUUUCAGGAUUACAGCUACCUCAUUUUACUGUACUUUGAAGAAUGUUCUUAAAUAUCUCAGAGUACCAGUUUUGUAUCCACUAACUUCAUAUUUUUUAACCCUAUCUUUACAGAAUGUAUUUGUAAGUUUGAAAAGAUGAUUUAUAUUUUACAAGCCUCUAGAAUGCAUUAAUUCUAAUUGUCUAUAGGUUCAUUCAAAGUUGAGUUUGUUCCAGAUGUUUAUUCAAGGGGGGUAAUGAGGGUAAUGAGACCUCUAAACAUUCAAAAUGUUUGCCUGCUGCACACUUUAUUGUUAUUUGCUAAAUCAUCUCCAUCAUAGUUUUAUGUAGCAACCCAAAACUACCCCCUUCUAAGACUACAAAAUGUAUCCACACCUAGUUUCUUCAGUUCAUCAAAUGUGGACUUAAUCAACCUCUAGUCAAUUCACUAUGGAUCUAGAAAAUGAACUGAACCAGAAUAAUGUGACAUUGAUUCUGUUGACUGCAUAUUUUGGAUAAUAUGGAUGGAAGCAUAAUUGUUCAUGAAUAUUGUGUUAAUGCACGACCGAGCGUAAAGUUGCACUUUUUCGACCGGUUCAAUGAGCACAAAGUGGCAUUUUUAUGCUCUCGGGCGAUAAAGUAAUUUUACCGUUUUUUUUUUUUUUAAUUCAAAAUCAUUGAUGAAUAUCAAAGUUCCAGUAAAUAAAUAGUGAGGCGGCCCUACUUUUGCAUAAUCUUUUGAAAAUUCAGCUUGUCAUCAAUACUGGCAGGCAAAAUCUCUAGAAAAAAUCAUUUCUUGCUAAACUAAACUUUACAAUAAUUGAUACAUUACUGCAAUAAUCUGAUGAGUGGAAACUCCAAGCAUGAAUCACUGAGUACUUUUCCACUUCAAAUUCACCAGGAUAUGACUUUUUGUCAAUGAUUUUUUGUCCAUUCACCAUAGAAAAUAAGCGUACGCCACCUAUGGGAAUUCUUGAAAGCUGUCAAAGCGGCCGGUUUACUUUGUUAUGCUUUGUUUGUAUUGGAUCACAUUUGUUUUUUUUGUUUGUGCUCAUUGGUUAUAUCAUCAAAACAAACCGCUCAGAAAUGUUCAAAAUGUUGCCGUCAGAUGGGGCGACAUGUUAUUUUCUAUUGUGAAUUAUUUUCCAUAUUUUGAUCAGUAAAAAUGGAACCCGAAGUUUUACACACUUUUUUGGAAAUCUUUUAUGAAGUUUUCACAUUUUGCUAAGACUUACAGCUAACAAAAUGGUUUGUUACCUUGAACUCCUUAUGUACAUUAAUAUUUUUUUAAAACGAGUUUUGCUCCAAAUAUAUGAUGAAUUUUGUUAUAUUUUUUUUUUAAUUGUGCAACUGAAUGUGAGCAUUUUGUGAUGUUUAUUGUUAUUUAUUGGAUAAUUUUAGAGACUAUAAACCUAUAUUUGGGGCAUUUGUUGAACAAUGAGCUGAUUUAGAUUAAGUUUAUAGGAAUAUUUCAAUUUGUGUAUUUCUUCUAGAUGAUAAGGUAGCUUCUAGAUUUUUUAUGUCUGUUAAGUAAUUAUUAUUUAAUCCUAAAAUAGGUUGAAAAAAAAAAGUUAAUUUUUUUAGUUACUCAGAAUUGUUAAAACUAAAUUUUUUUCUAAUAUUAUAAUUCUAACUAGGACCUAUUUUGGGGUUUGAUAGUGACAUAGGUAUCCAUCAAGUUUCACAGAUUGUUUCAAUAACCAAACAAAUGUUCAUUUCUUUUUAUUUAUGUACAUGCUUUUUGUGCUGUUCUUAAUAACUUUUAAUUAUGUGAAUUAGAUAUAGAAUGGUUAUAAAUAUUCAUAUAGGUAGGUAGGUUACUAUCAUACAACAAUUUCAAAUAUCCCUGUAAAACUUGUCUGUGAAAAUACACUGCCAAUAAUAUUAACAUUGUUAAUUUUAAACUGGUUGAGGUUCUUAAAGUUUCAUAAUAUAGCAGAUACCAAAAGUACAUAUUCCAUCGUACCUAAUAAUAGUUUGUUUGAAUUACUAUUACAGAACAUACAGAAACUGUCUGCUUUGAAGAUUAUUCUGAGAGUAGGUACUUUUGGAAUCAAGAUAUUGGAGCAUGAAAUAAUAUACACUAUCAUACAAUGAAUACCUAUUGAAUAAAACCAAUG